UGAACUUAUGUGUCAAGUGUGUCUAUGAUUUUGACAAAACGAAUUGGAGGGUUAGGUGGAUGUAAAAUUCUAUUUUCUAAAUUAAAAAUACUGUACUCUGGGUGCGGACAGAGAGUUCCAUCAUGAGUGCAUUAAUGAAAGCGGCAGUUUCCCGCAGUCCUGCGUCACUGGCAUCAUACUUAUAUAGAAAUAUUCACGUGGCUGCUUCUGGUGCUACUUCUAAAGAUGCUUCAGUUACAACAAAUAUGACUAAAGCAUACACAGUAAUUGACCACAAACAUGAUGCAUUAGUUAUUGGGGCUGGUGGAGCAGGACUUCGAGCAGCCUUUGGUCUUGUCCAAGAAGGAUUUAAAACUGCUGUCGUAACUAAGUUGUUCCCUACAAGAUCACAUACUGUUGCUGCACAGGGUGGAAUUAAUGCUGCUUUGGGAAACAUGGAGGAAGACAGUUGGCUCUGGCAUAUGUAUGACACAGUUAAAGGUUCCGACUGGCUUGGAGAUCAGGAUGCCAUUCACUACAUGACCAAAGAAGCGCCUCAUGCAGUAAUCGAACUGGACAACUACGGAAUGCCAUUCUCCCGCACCCCGGAGGGAAAGAUUUACCAGAGGGCCUUCGGAGGACAGUCCCUCAAGUUCGGAAAGGGAGGACAAGCUCAUAGAUGCUGCGCCGUAGCUGACAGAACCGGGCACUCCCUCCUUCACACGCUGUACGGCCAAUCACUCCGCUACGACUGCGAAUACUUCAUCGAGUAUUUCGCUCUCGAUUUGCUAAUGGAAGACGGAGUCUGCAAGGGAUGCAUCGCCAUCAAUCUCGAAGACGGAACUCUGCACAGGUUCCAAGCGAAGAAUACGAUCUUGGCCACGGGAGGCACCGGCCGCUCAUACUUCAGUUGCACGUCGGCGCACACCUGCACAGGGGACGGCACCGCCAUGGCCGCUCGAGCCGGUCUGCAGAACGAGGAUAUGGAGUUUGUGCAGUUCCAUCCAACUGGUAUCUACGGCGCCGGUUGCCUGAUGACCGAGGGUUGUCGCGGCGAGGGCGGCUUCCUCGUCAACUCGAAGGGCGAACGUUUCAUGGAACGUUACGCGCCCGUCGCCAAGGACCUGGCCAGUCGAGACGUGGUCUCGCGUGCUAUGACGGUUGAAAUUAUGGAAGGUCGCGGCUGCGGCCCGGAGAAGGACCACGUUCACCUACAGUUGCACCACCUGCCUCCUGAACAGCUGAAGCAGCGUCUGCCUGGCAUCUCGGAGACGGCCAUGAUCUUCGCUGGGGUCGACGUCACUAAGGAACCCAUUCCUGUGCUACCGACAGUGCAUUAUAAUAUGGGUGGUACUCCCACCAAUUUCCGCGGGGAGGUGAUCACGCACCGAGGCGGCGCGGACCGCGUGGUGGCGGGUCUGCUGGCGGCGGGCGAGGCGUCGUGCGCCAGCGUGCACGGCGCCAACCGGCUGGGCGCCAACUCGCUGCUGGACAUCGUGGUGUUCGGCCGCGCCUGCGCACUCACCGUGGCCGACACGGCGCGCCCCGGGGACCCGCAGCCGCCGCUCGCGCCCACAACGGGCGAGGCGAGCAUUGCCAACUUGGACAGCAUCAGAUACGCCAAUGGUUCGAUCUCUACAGCCGACCUUAGACUUAGAAUGCAAAAAUGCAUGCAGAAGAAUGCCGCCGUCUUCAGACAGAAGAGCACCUUGGAGGAAGGUACGUGAAUUAUGUGUCUUAAAUAC
This is a messenger RNA of Bombyx mandarina (wild silkworm), 1724 nucleotides long. RefSeq names its product succinate dehydrogenase, subunit A (flavoprotein) (gene SdhA). Gene Ontology annotation, biological process: mitochondrial electron transport, succinate to ubiquinone; tricarboxylic acid cycle. The record is from RefSeq and is a predicted model, not a curated record. Gene Ontology annotation, cellular component: respiratory chain complex II (succinate dehydrogenase). Gene Ontology annotation, molecular function: succinate dehydrogenase (quinone) activity; electron transfer activity; flavin adenine dinucleotide binding. Lineage: Eukaryota; Metazoa; Arthropoda; Insecta; Lepidoptera; Bombycidae.